CCAUCGGGAAAGAUCAGUUGAAAUUUAUACCUCUUUACCGUUGGUUCGGUUUUCAUAAGUCUCUUUUUGAUAUUAUUCAGAUGGUCCAAAAGCGUUCUCGCCCGUUAAAUCGCUUUUUAACUUCUAUUGAAAAAGCAAGAGAACAAGAAACACUUGAUCCUUCAAAAAAAUUUGCAUACUGGGAACCAUAAACGUUUCCUAUUUUCUUCUAUAAUUUAAUUUAGGUGCGCCUGUAGGUUAGUUUAGGUUCUUUUCUUUAGUUUCAGAACGAACUUCGUUAGGCUCUACUAAGCUGGCAGUUCAAGGCGAAUUCAGCGGCGUUCUACAAAAAGAACGUGAAAAAGGUUAAAAAUAUCUUACUCGCUUACUAGCAUAGUUUUAGUCUAAUAUCUCUGAAUCUGUAACGAUGGCUGGUGAAAUCGUUGACGUCCACAGCAAGGAGAGCGGCGAAAGCAGGUGUGCUCUUGUACGACAAUUCAGCGCUCCUGGAGUACACACCCCAGUACCACUGCCUAUAACAGCUCCAGGGAAUUUGCAGUGUCCCCUCGAAUUCUGGGUCCAUUCUCAGUCCACAGAAACAACACCACUUUUGGCAGGUGUACCAAAAGGUCCUCUUCCUCCCAAGGAUUUCAUCAUCCCCGGAAGCAAUCUCUUGCAGAAGGAUGAUCCUCUCAAGGGCAAAGAUGUCGCGGAAGACUUCAAAGAAGAAACUGCUUGUUCCAUCACCUGCCAGGUCUUCAUACCUUUCAUGAUUGCUGGCUUCGGCACUGUGGCAGCUGGAUUGCUACUCGACAUUGUUCAAAACUGGAAUGUAUUCCAAGAAGUUCCUGAAAUGUUUGUAUUAGUUCCAGCAUUGCUUGGACUCAAAGGCAACCUUGAAAUGACCUUAGCUUCAAGAAUCUCGACAUUAGCUAAUCUUGGAUCCAUUGAUACAUCAAGGGAACAAUGGAGGAUGGCAUUUGGAAACGUCUGUCUUUUGCAAUGCCAAUCACUUGUCCUCGGCUUGAUAGCGUCUGUGUUUGCUUCAGUGGUAGGAUGGAUUCGAGAGGGAGAGUUGAACGUCCAUAAUAUGCUUCUGUUGUCUUCCAGUAGCUUGGUAACAGCAUCUGCAGCAAGCUUUGUUCUUGGUUCCAUUACAAUUUUUGUGGUCGUGUAUUCACGAAAGCUGAACAUCAAUCCGGAUAACAUCGCAGCUCCGAUUGCAGCCUCGCUUGGAGACGUGGUCACACUGGCUCUCCUCUCUUGCAUCUCCAGCUACAUCUUCUCAAAAUCAGGCCAGUACGUUUGGGUUGAAGCAGCAGUCCUCAUUGUUUUGAUAUGUUUGAUUCCAUUAUGGGCAGUGCUCUCCUACCGAAACAUCUACACUAGGCAUGUUCUCUACUCAGGAUGGAUUCCAAUAAUUAGCGCAGUUGCUAUUUCGAGUGGAGGAGGCUACAUCCUAAACUUUGCUGUUGCUAGAUUCAAGGAGAUUGCAGCAUGUCAACCAGUAAUCAAUGGUGUCGGUGGAAACUUAGUGGCUGUUCAAGCUUGUAGGAUCUCAACCUAUCUCCAUCAAAAGGCAAUGCCGGGAUUACUGGAGCCCGGAGAACUUUGCGUCAGUCCAUUUGUAGCCUGGUUUGGAAAGAAUGUCCAUGCUCGAACUUGUCGAAUUCUAAUCCUCAUUGCCAUUCCCGGGCAUCUAAUUUUCAUCACCUGCGUCCAUUUCUUAAAGAGCACCAACAGCCCUCUAACAGUAGAAUUCAUCUCCUUCUACCUGAUCGCCGCUCUUCUACAGGUUGCCAUCCUCCUCUACAUGGCCCACUGUCUCGUGCACUGGCUAUGGAAAUGGGGAUUCGAUCCAGAUGAUGCUGCCAUCCCCUACCUCACAGCAUUCGGGGACCUGCUGGGCACUGCCUUUUUAUUCGUAGCAUUCAUCGCAAUGGACGCUGUUGCAUAAGCUGUUAUUUUAUAUUAGUGUGAUGUGGUGUUUUUAAAGCAAAAUGUUAUCUUAUAGAAGGUUACCAUCUUUGUUAAAAUAAAUCGGGUGAAUUGUAUGAUAUUUUUUACCAGUUUCGCGACUAUUUUUGUAAAAACGUUUUUACUGAAUAAAAGUUGCGCACUUUUUAUUUAUA
This is a messenger RNA of Argiope bruennichi, 2111 nucleotides long. RefSeq names its product solute carrier family 41 member 1-like. Gene Ontology annotation, biological process: monoatomic cation transport. Lineage: Eukaryota; Metazoa; Arthropoda; Arachnida; Araneae; Araneidae. Gene Ontology annotation, cellular component: plasma membrane. Gene Ontology annotation, molecular function: monoatomic cation transmembrane transporter activity. The record is from RefSeq and is a predicted model, not a curated record. The coding region runs from base 407 to 1936 and encodes 509 amino acids. The transcript has 11 exons.